Paramacrobiotus metropolitanus is the source of this 756-nucleotide messenger RNA. RefSeq names its product putative inhibitor of apoptosis. The coding region runs from base 1 to 756 and encodes 251 amino acids. The transcript has a single exon. NCBI's taxonomy places the organism in Eukaryota, Metazoa, Tardigrada, Eutardigrada, Parachela, Macrobiotidae. The record is from RefSeq and is a predicted model, not a curated record.
AUGGAUAUGACACAGAUGAGCAAUCGCUUCGGGAGUUUUGAAAACUGGCCGGAUCAGUCCCUUGCCCCUGAGGAACUGGCAAGCCAAGGGUUCUUUUAUCAAGGGCAGCAUGACGAAAUCCACUGCGCGUACUGUGGCUAUAUUAUGGGUGACUGGGUGAACUCACGGUAUAAACCAUACUACCGACACCGUUUAGCACGUCCAGACUGUGUUAGGGCUAUGGAGGAAUCCGGAUCAAGAAAACACAUUCCGCACUCACCGGCAAUGAAAGACUAUAAGACACGCUUUGCUACUUACGCUGAAUGGCCUGCUAACAAACACCAGCAACCCAGAGAUAUGGCUGCAGCCGGUUUUUAUUAUGAAGGCCGAGAUGACUGUGUACGCUGCUUUCACUGUGGUGGUGCACUUAAUGCUUGGGACAAAGAUGAUGUUCCGUGGGAAGAGCACGCUUGGACUUACCCGAAAUGUCCGUAUCUUGUACAAACAAAGGGCUCAACAUUCAUCAACGAUGUUCGUAAAAAACGCCAAGAAGCCGAAACAACCUGUUGUGGACUAACACGAAAAGCUCAAGCACCUACAACUUCUGAAGACCACAAAGAGAAAUUACGCUGUAAAGUCUGCUAUGAAAAUGAUUCGGAAAUCAUGUUCAGACCAUGUGGUCAUUUAGUUUGCUGUGCAAAAUGUUCAAGCAAGCUACUGUUGUGUCCGAUUUGUCGGGGUGUCAUUUUCCAUAAGUGCUGGGCUUUCUUCUGUUAG